Molecule: messenger RNA, 4252 nt
Organism: Tuber melanosporum (Perigord truffle)
Lineage: Eukaryota; Fungi; Ascomycota; Pezizomycetes; Pezizales; Tuberaceae
Exons: 6
Coding region: 392-3664 (1090 amino acids)
Biological process (GO): regulation of alternative mRNA splicing, via spliceosome; mRNA splicing, via spliceosome
Cellular component (GO): nucleoplasm
Molecular function (GO): N6-methyladenosine-containing RNA reader activity; mRNA binding
Source: RefSeq, a predicted model, not a curated record
CUCUAAAAUUUCUAACAUCACAUCAUUCGCUCACUCGCUUAGCCUCAACAUCAUCAAUCAGACUUGCUCUUCGAGGUUACCCGUCAACAACCAGCUGCUCGAGUAUCUAUCCUAAUCCACCUUUAUCCGCUGGAUUAUUGAAGAAUUAUAAGUUCCCAGGGGCUGUGCACAAGCUGCAGUCCAAUCACAUUUUACGAUACGCUUCGAGCCUCAUCAGCAGGAAUUAAUUCCUUCAUCUCUCGUUGUUUGUAGUGUCGUGGUUCAUCGCUAAAACCCUAUGCUACCUUGAUUUACCCUGCUACUUUUCCCAUACUGAGCGAUUAAGCAGCUCGCAUUCCGAAAUUAAGCAAGAUUCGGAGUCUUCAAGUAACCACAAUCACUGCCUUACCUCAUGUCACUCGAAGGUAGAAUCAGCAAUCCUCGGAGUCCAGAACAGAGAAUGGAUUCUCACCAUCCUCGACAGCUGCGGAGUUAUGCUCACUAUAAUGAGGGUGGUCGAUCCCAUCCCGAUUCUAGGCCGAUGGAUGGCCGUGCAAACCUCCGCUCCUACCAACAAGAAGUGGAAAUCUCAUACGAUGAAAAGCCCAGGUGCCCUGAGGACAAUACCCCCACAGAGGGUGCUUAUGGUCAUUCAGAAGGUGACAAAUCAGAAAGCGGAAUAACGGAUGAGGGCAUCAAUCAGGGUCACAGAUCCAAGUCUAAUGGAGAUAUAUCCCAGGGCUUAAAUUUAGAUACCCCAAACAAUCCUGGGGCAGCUAGUGUGGGAGAUGCGACACAAAAUAUAUCGAAGGAUGAGCCCGAGCCAAACCUAACCAAUGAUCUGACGAGUGAAACACAGCAACCUGGGAAAGGGCUUAAUUCAAAUCACCACAGUUCUACUGAGAAAGAGUCUGGAAAUAUGGCUAAUUCCAAGGAUACCUUAUCUACAAAAGACCCAAACGAACUUCGUCAAAAGGUAUUAGAAUCACUGGCAGAGAAAAAGAAAAAAGCAGCUGUCUUCAUCACUCAAGAAAGUGAAGGGACAGGUAGAAAAGAGGCAUCGCCGGAAUCUAGAGUAGGACCCGUAGGAAUGAACACUACUGAAAUUGGGAGUGGUAAUGACAAAUCCCCAACAAGGGCAUCGGCAUCUAACCCUGAACGCGAGGCAGCUGUUAAUGCGCUGUUGGCUGAAGCAAUGGGGUCAUCCAAGACGGUCUCUGGCAAGGUGGAGAAGGUUCAGAAUGCAGGUGCAUCGACCACAGCUAAAAAUUCGGUCAAGUCACCCACAGAAGAGUCCUUUGAUCAAACUCGCCGCAGGAAAAAUUACCCUGAAGAGAUAAAGGCUAGUGGGAUGACCAGAGGACCUUCAGGCGAAUUCCAUGAAAAUACAUCGCCAAUUUACGACGAUCCUGAGACCUCACGUCGGAGUAGUUUUGCUGGGCAUCAUUCAUACCCACGCAAUGACAAACAGUCCCGCCCAAAGAGAUCCCCAGAGGAUUUGCCAAGACGAGAAGGAGCAUACAAGGAAGAUUACAGUCAUUCUUCUCGCCAAAAAAUAUCACCAACGUCUGCCUCUAGACAAGAGUUCCCUCGGGUCCAGCGUGCUUAUGAACACGAGGAGAGGGAUAGAAAUGAUGCUCGGCAGGAUGCACGGCAGGAUGCACGCCACCGAACUGAUAGAUUCGAGGAUCCUCCACCCUCCGCUAAAGAAUUUAGGCACCCCCCGGAGAAACCAGGUGCAAGUCGCAGAGGCGAUGGUGACUAUCGUGGGAAGUACUUGGAAGAGGAAAAACUCCGUACUAGGGAAGAGCCUUCAUCAUAUAGGUCCAUGGAUGUAGCCAGGGAGGAUGACCCAAGAGAUCCUUACCCGAGGUACUCUCGUCGCAUGGUGGAUCCCAAUUGGCAAGAUCAGGGCCCAGAUGCUCCUCCAUACCCAACUGGUCGAUAUCUUCCUCCUCGGGAUGAUCACCGCCUUCCUCCGAUAACUCGUCCUCCGGAGACGGAUUAUGCUGCUCUCUAUUAUAAAGAUCUAACUGAAUGGCUUGAGGUUACGGGUUAUCACGACCACCCAUAUCGUCAAAUGGUUUUGAGGCAUCAACGUGAUUUACGUGCAAUGGAAGACAGGAGAAUAGUUAUAGAGGAUGAGAGGGACAUCCCCAGAGUAUAUCCGGGAGUGCCACUUCGUGAAGACGUCGAUCCCAGAGAUCCAAGGAGGACUCGCGGACCACCCUCAUAUACAUUGAUGCCCUCUGAAAUGCCACCGCGGGAUGAGAGGGAUCCAUCUAGUCGUGUUCCGGAGAGCACAGCUCAUCGCUCAUCAUCUAGGGCUGCGUUAUAUCCGCCACUCCCAAGACUCGAUGAUAGGACUCGUUAUCAGGGUGAUUUGCGUAUUGCUUCGCCCCAGGGAGAGGCUGUGGGUCUCAAGAGGCGAGCCCCGUUCCGUGAUGAAUACGAUGAUGCAGGCCCUGUCGGGAAGUCGGCACGUGUCAAUUACGAGAACCAGCAUCGUUCUACAACUACUCUGAAAUCGGGCGAUUAUGUCAAUGCUGAACAAUCUGGCACUCAUAUGAAACAUCAUUCAGGCCAUACAGACCCCGUUGACCAUAGGCAUCCAUCCAGGCGUAUCACUAAAGCCCGGUUUGAAGACCCGGAGGAUGAUGCGGCUGGUGCCGUACGCCAGAGUUUAUCCAAGAGAAUAGCUACAGGUCGUGGGCGGGAGCAAUCGCCUCCUCCGCUUCCCCUAGAGGCAAGAGUGCGAGAGCGUAGUUUGAGCCCUCGCCACAGUUAUGAUAAUAAUGAUCGCAAGGAAGGGCAUAAACAGGGGCCACCAAACAAGCCCCACCGUGAUGGGGAUAAUGGCACUGCCUUUGUCCACCCCCAGCGCAAAGGGUUCGAGAAGGGACGUAGGACGCCGGAGCCAUCUGGGCCUAGAUACGAAAAAGACCUCCAAAAACCGGGCCGAUCGGUCUCAGGUAAAUUUACUCCGAGAGAAGACUUUAGGAAACCAUUCCCGGGUAGACGCAGUUCAUCCGAUGAUUAUCGCUCACCAGGAAAUACUUUACGCCGCGGCUCUAUAGACGAGCAUAAGAAGAGGCCGUUUGGACGUGGGCGUGGGCGUGGAUACACUAAGGAGUUUCAUCCCUCAACACGCCACAAUGGGAAACAGGAUUAUGGGGAUCCCAUGGACUUUGAGAAUAGGGUUGGACCUGUAAUUGACACAAGAGGUGCAGGUACCAGGUAUUUUGUGGUUAAGAGUUUCAACCACGAUAAUGUGAAAAUGGCCCAAAAAGACGAACUAUGGGCGACCCAGAAGAAAAACUCGGAAACGUUCGAAGAGGCCUUCAAGACUUCUCGCGACGUUAUCCUCGUUUUCUCAGUUAACAAGAGCGGGAAAUUCCAGGGCUAUGCUCGUAUGGAAUCUGCUCCUGGUACAGCGCCGGUACCAACAUGGGCCAAGAACCUUCUCUGGGAGUCUUCAGGCCCCUUCAGAAUUCGAUGGGUCACAAUCAAUGACAUCAACUUCCAUCGCGUGGCGCAUUUGACUAACCGUCUCAACGAAGACCAGCCAGUCCUCAUCGGCCGUGACGGGCAGGAAAUCGACCCGGAGUGUGGUGCAGCUCUCUGUAGACUUAUCGACGAGAGCGCAAACUUUCACAGAAUCUACAACGAGAAUGGGGGCAAAUAAAUAACAACCUAUAUGAACAGGAGAAAGUGCAUGGAGUACGGUACCCCACAAAAAAGGGGAUGAAAAAACGAAGAAAAAACGAAGAAAAAAAGAAAGGGGAAUCAAAGUAUAAUCUGGGGGAAGGUCAUUGUUAAAGUUUCCACAAAACUUGUUACACGUUUACACCCAGAGGGAAGAAGGGGAGGGAAGAGAAGAGACAAGAUAAUGAACCAAAUUGUCUGGUCAUUUGGCUGUUUUGCUAUCAUUAUAAAUCGUGGAUUAAGCUUAUUGAGUCGAGUCGAAAGCUGUAUUUUUUACGUUCGUGUGAAACAGAGAAGAAGCGACAAGAAAGGAAAUUACGGUACUUUUCGUCCCGUCUCAGCUAGUCUUGAUCUAGGGUCUUUUCCUUUGCUUGUCUCUUUCCUAACUUUUCCUUCUCGCUUGCUUGUCGGACUUUCGCACCCUUGAUUUGUCGGUGGGUGAUGGCGGGCAGGGGGAAUUCAAGCUAUUUUAUUUUACUUUACAGGUGUUAAUCAUUUACUUUUUUACUUUUUAUUAACUCUCGCUUUCUUUCCUUUCCUUCUUGAAUUUAACUUACAUCCUUCGCCA